Molecule: messenger RNA, 3326 nt
Organism: Tyto alba (common barn owl)
Lineage: Eukaryota; Metazoa; Chordata; Aves; Strigiformes; Tytonidae
Gene: LANCL1
Product: LanC like 1
Exons: 9
Coding region: 57-1259 (400 amino acids)
Biological process (GO): carbohydrate metabolic process; peptide modification
Cellular component (GO): plasma membrane
Source: RefSeq, a predicted model, not a curated record
GGGCGGGGGCGGAGCGGAGCGGCGGCACCACCACCACCGGCACCACCACCACCACCAUGAUGGCGCAGCGGGCGCUGCCUAAUCCUUACGCGGACUACGACAAGUCCUUGGCCACCGGCUACUUCGACGCCGCCGGGAGGCUGACUCCUGAAUUCACCCAGCGGCUGAAUAACAAAAUCAGGGAGUUGCUCCAGCAGAUGGAGAGGGGCCUCAAGUCUGCCGACCCGGAGGACUGCACCACAUACACCGGCUGGGCAGGCAUUGCUUUGCUGUAUUUGCAUCUGUAUGACGUGUAUGGAGACCCAUCCUACCUUCAGGUGGCCCACGAGUACGUGAAGAAGAGCCUGAGCUGUCUGACAAGACGAUCCAUCACUUUCUUGUGUGGAGAUGCCGGGCCCCUGGCAGUGGCUGCUGUCAUCUACCACAAACUGCAGAACCAGAAGCAGUCAGAAGAAUGCAUCACGCGUUUGCUCCAUCUGCACAAGCUUGACCCACGAGUGCCCGAUGAACUGCUGUACGGACGCAUGGGCUAUCUCUAUGCACUGAUAUUUGUGAACAGGCACUUCGGAGAAGAAAAAAUCCCCCAGAGUCACAUUCAGCAGGUCUGUGAAGCAGUUGUAGCCUCAGGAGAGAGCUUGGCCAAAAGGAGGAACUUUACGGCAAAGAGCCCACUGAUGUAUGAGUGGUACCAGGAGUACUAUGUAGGGGCAGCCCAUGGUUUGGCUGGGAUUUACUACUAUCUCAUGCAGCCUGGCCUUGGAGUGAGCCAAGUAAAACUGCACAACACAGUCAAACCCAGCGUGGACUACCUCUGCCAGCUCAAGUUCCCAUCUGGCAAUUACCCUCCAUGCAUCGAUGACACCAGAGACCUACUCGUCCACUGGUGCCAUGGGGCACCAGGUGUUAUCUACAUGCUUGUCCAGGCCUACAAGGUCUUUGGGGAACAGCAGUACCUAAACGAUGCCCUGCAGUGUGCAGAAGUGAUCUGGCAGCACGGGUUACUGAAGAAGGGCUAUGGGCUGUGCCACGGGACAGCUGGCAAUGCUUACGGCUUCCUAGCGCUCUACAACCUCACUCAGAACAUGAAAUACCUGUACAGGGCCUGCAAGUUUGCAGAGUGGUGUUUAAGCUAUGGCCAGCAUGGGUGCCGGACCCCAGACACGCCCUUCUCUCUCUUUGAAGGAAUGGCUGGAACGAUUUACUUUCUCGCUGACCUGCUGGUGCCAACCAAGGCCAGGUUCCCUGCAUUUGAACUCUAAAUCUGAGCUUGGCAGUUUCUUGCCUGAAUCCUUCCACACUUGGAAGAGCAGUUCGAAGCUGCUUUCUCCUUCCAAACUCAUCGUUGUUCACCUAACUGAACGUAAAUCCAUCCUCCUGAGGGCAUGCUGGGUUCUCUAAUAUUUCUAGUCGCCUCAUUGCAUUGUUUCAGUUUAAAAGACAGAGUGCAGAUUUUGCUGGUGUCUCUUAAAACCGCAGGGCUGCAGGUAGGGAGCAGGGAGAAAAUGUACAGUAUUUUGUUGGCUAUAGAGUUUUGCUAUUUUCCCUAUCCCAUUUCCUUGGAGAAAGUUUUCUAUUGAAUGUAACUUUGGCCAUUUAAUUCUUACCUUUUUUUUUUUUUUUUGUGCUGACAAAUGGUUGCAGGAAUUUAGUUGCCUUUGGAAAACAAAAGAUGAAAAACUGAGACCUGCCCUGCAAGUUGCUUUUAAAUGUUUUCUUUAUGAGCACCCAGGCAGUAGCAGUUCAGUAGCUGAACAUGAAGCAAAUGUGACAGACUGUGGAGUCUUUAUAUAUGUUUUUUUAACAUGAGAUUGCAAGUGGCACAGCUGGAACUGACAUGCUAAAGCCUUGUCCUGAAUUUCCACCUGUCUGCUUUAAAGGCAAAGGCUCUGUCUAGCUCUUUUGUGCAUUUUUUCCAGUAACAGGCAAAUAAUCCACUAGCUUUUGUGCUUAUUUGCCAUCUUAUGCUAAACCUUGCAAAAGGCCAUCGAUCAUCUAAUGGAAAACUCCAAUCUAAAAGUGAGCUAAGCAUGCUUGCUGGCGUGGUCUCUUCUGUUUAGCUUUGACAGUUUAUUUUGUAGUCUUUAUUUAAAAGUGUGUGUGAAUAUUAUAGGUGUUAGGUGGUGCCAGGCCCACCAGCAGCAGCAUGGGAAAAGAAAUGUAUUUCACUGAGUUCUGUCAGUGUUUAACCUAUUACCUUUAGAGAUGUUGUUUACAUGCUUUGUUUUAUAAUCUUCCUGAACCUGGAUAAUUUGAGUCACUUGUUUGCCUUGUUACGUAGUUUGCUAUGCAACCACACAUUUACCCAACUGCAAAAUCUGCCCUGGGUUAAAUAGCUUUGACCUGUCAAGCAGGCCUGAUGCUUGCAAGGGGUAAAUCUGUUUUUCCACCCUUAGCUGAUGCUACACUGAUUUGCAGCAAUUAGGGACCUGACCCUAUAAACCACUUUCUUAGCACUGAGCAUGAGCUAAACACUGAGUGCAGUGGCAGUUCCUGAUGCAGCCGUGCCGCUUUGUGCUGUUUGAAGGCAGCUCCUCAGCCUGCACAAAAGUGGAUGUGGGGUUUGAUCUUUUUAGAGGCCCGGUUGCUGAGUGCCUCCGGCCACCGAAGAGCAGGUGAGCAGCUGCAGGGCAGUGCAGGCAGCCUCCAAGCCGGUGCUCUCCUGUACCAGCAGUAGUAAAGCAGGAGGACCAGACCUGGCACACUGACACAGCUCGCUCACGUGUGCCUGAACACAAGGCAGCCUAGCCCCAGCAGCAGAGGCAGACCCUCGAGAACCUCCUGGAUGGGUUGCUCCAGCAAAAAAGUAGAAACCAUUCCUGGAAGGCUGCCUGUUUCCUCAAAGCCCAGCCUCCUGCUGCCAACAUAUGUUCCUGGAAUUUCAUCAGAAGACAGCCUGAAGUGCAGAGAAGCUCAUCUGCUUUGAGCUGGGCAUCGCUGUCAGAAGCCCCAAGCUCAUGCAGGCUCAGCAGUGGUCAUCCUCUUCCAUUCACAGGGCCUAAACAACACAGAGAGGUGACUGCAAAGGGACAAGCAUAGCCCCGAGAGCGAGAUUUGGCUAAUCAUACAGUUUGGGGGUGAGAUCCUGCAGUACGUGAGGCCCUGCUGUAGGUUACCUCCCAGCUUGGCUGGUGCGAUGGCAGCGUAGGGACACUGCUCAGAGCCUGGGUUCCUCCUGGGCGCUGAUUCUGUAAAGGAGAUGGUUCGUGCAGCCCGGUGUCACGGCAGCAUCGCAGCCCAGGGUUCAUACACUGAUCAGGGGGUCGUCAGGGCCUGGUGUACAGCUGCUGAGUGAGUGCAGCACUGUUUAAUAAAAAUGCUGAAAUGAA